CUUAACGAUCGGGUGCGAAAUUAGGGUUUAUCUCAGGCGGGAACUUCGCCGCUUGGGAGCGAAGAAAUCUAGUUGAAAGGUCCACCUUUAGACUAGCAGUAGGGUUUAGGGUUUUGCAGAGUGGUGCAUAUCGCCCUCUUCAUCUCCUCCCUUGUUCGCUUCGAUCUCCAUGCUCUGCUCUCUUCGCCACUCGAUUGGUAUUUGGCGGCGAUCGACAAAUCCUGCUUGUGAGUUUCUCAUCUCAUCCUAUUUGAGCACCAUCUUAGCUUUGAAUUCACCCGAAGAAGUGCCCAAUUAUGAACCAGAACCCGCUUGCGCACUCCACGAUCAAAGCUUCUAUCAAAACCCUCAGCGAUUUCUCGGAAAAAACCUUGCUUUGGGGCGCCAUGAGAGUUUGGAGCCUACCCUAAUCGGGCUCCGAAAACAGAUGCAGGAAUGCGCAAAAGGUGGGGACUUGGUGGGAGCUUUUAAUGCUAUGAGGUACAUGGAACCCACUGUUCUCGAUUACAAUGCCCUGCUUUACCGUUAUCUCAAAUCGGAUAAUGUUUCGGGGGGUGAAUUGGUGAGGAUUUUUGAAAGAAUGAAGAGAUUCGGGCCGUAUCCGAAUGUUUGGACUUUCAAUGUGCUCUCUAAUGGAUUUUGUCGAUUGGGGUUAUUGGAAGAUGCUGUAAAUAUGCUCGAGGAAAUGUCUAGCUAUGGAUUCGUUCCUUCUUUUACAUCGCUGAAGAUAUUGUUGAAUAAGUCAUUAAGUUCAGGGAGUUAUGGAUUUUCUUGCAAAGUAUUAAGUUUGAUGUUACACUUGGAUUAUCCGCUAAGCUUGCAAGUUUUGAACAGGCUUAUAUAUAGUCUCAUCAAAGUUGGCAGAGUUAGUCUGGCUUAUGACAUUUUCUCAAUGCUUUUGAAUAAGGGUUUUAAGCCCAAUGUGUAUACUUAUAAUCCUAUUCUUCUUGGCUUAUGCAAGUGCGGUCAGAGCUGCACUGCGUUAUCUCUUUUCUUUGCCUUGAGGAAGAAAGGAUUUUGCCAUAAUCUUUAUUCUUAUACAGCGUUAGUUCUUGGGUUCUGUAAGGAAGGACUUUUGAAAGAGGCUUAUCAAAUUUUGGAGCAAAUGCGGAACGAAGGAUUGAAGCCUUCUGUUGUUACAUACACUAUAUACAUCAAGUUUCUUUGUAAGUAUAAUAAGAUCGACGAAGCCCUGGAUAUUUUUCAUACACUGGGAAAAGAAAACAAACAUGCAGAUCUGGUCUUGUAUAAUGUACUUCUCCAUGCUCUUUGUUAUCAUAACAGGAUGUCAGAAGCCCGUAAAUUGGUCCAUUGCAUGGAAGAGAACGGUUUGCUUCCUGAUCGUUUCACAUAUUGUGCUUUAGCUGGAGGUUUAUUGAGAUCUGGGUAUGUUAAGAGGUGCCAAACUCUUUUAUGUAGAAUCCUUUCAAGCACCAGUUUUGCGGAUGUUGUCACUUGGAACAUAUACUUCCACAGCUUAUGCUGUGAUGGCAAAGCUAGAGAGGCAUUAGCUACUGUAAAUUCCUUGGUAGAGAAAGGAUUCACCCCCUCAGUUGUGACAUAUAACACCAUUUUGAAAGGGUUUGUUAGGGAGCAGAACAUUGACGAGGCCUUAGAGAAGUUAGACCAGUUUCAUUGCGAUGAAGUUGGACCCGACUUGAUUUCCUUCAAUACGAUAUUGUCUGCAGCGUGCAAGCAGGGAGACUCUUCUAUUAUCCGGAGGGUUCUCGAUCGUAUGGACAUUGAAGGAGUCAAGCUUGACGCUGUUAGCAUGACGUGUUUAAUUCGGUAUUUUUGUAAUUCCGGGAAGUUUAUUGAGAGCUUUAAGCUUCUGAAACAUAUGAUAUGUAAUGGUCACAAGCCUACCACAUUAACCUAUAACGUUCUUCUUGACUGCCUUUGCAAGAAAGGGUUGGUUAUAAAUGAAUAUAAAUUAUUGCACAACUUCAGAUACAUGGGAAUUGAUCCAGAUACUACUUCCUAUAAUAUUCUUAUACAUGCUUCAAUUAAGAAAGCUGAUUAUUUUACAGCUGAGCGCUUGUUAAAGGAAAUGUACAGCCAAGGAGUGAUGCCUGAUGCUGUCACUUAUGCAUCUCUAAGCUAUGGUUUUUGCAAAGAGGGGAAUAUAGCUGCUGCCUUGAGUUUGGAGCACCAGAUGUUGGAGAAUGGAGUGAAACCAAGUGUCUCGUAUUACAAUACAAUAAUGGAUGCUAUGUUUAGAAUGGGCAGGCUGUGGGAUGUCUUCUUACUUCUCAGCAAAAUGGAAAUAGAAGGAAUCCAGCCAGAUAGCAUUUCCUUAAAGAUUUUGAAUCGUGCAAGUGCCAAAGGUCGAAAGAAACAGUUUCCAAAUGCCAUGAAGGUUCUUGAAAUACUAAUGAAGACAGCCAGUAAUUCGUCUGGAUUGGAAGCAAAUUGAACCACUCGGCUUCUAAUGAACUAUUUGCUCAUGGUUGAUCCCAGACUCGGUGCUGUAUUUAACUCAGGAGGUAUGCUUGUUAUUUUUCAUCAAUGAGGUACUCAUCUGGUUUCAGGUAAAAGUAAAACUUUUUUUUUAAAAAAAAUUCCUUUAGUUGGUCACAAGAAUGAGCUACUGAUCUACAUUGAUGAUGCUUGAGGAGGAACCUAAAAGAUAAAGGGAAAUCCUGUUUUUGGCCAAGUACUACAGAUUAAAAAGAGCAUCCGUGAAAAGAAAAGGAAAAAAGAGCAUCCGUGGAAAUUAUCUUGUUAUCAAUCUUUUUCGUGCUUUGAUUUGAAAUUGUGAGCUUUCACAAUGUUCACAGGAUGUCAAGAUUAUACUCUUUUGGCUUCGCUGGCUUGGCCAGACCUCGUACUUGAAUAGCUCUGUAUGUUGGGUUACCCGGAACAUAUCGAGUGUCAGAGAUUUGGUGCCAACCUUUAUACGGUGAAUAUUACCAGCUUCUUGUGGCUUUGAAGCUUGCUCUUCAGGUCAGAUAUCUUGAAGCUCAUGUAAGAUGGCUGAACCUUACUUCUCCAGAUCAAAUUGCUUUGGAUGAGAAAGAUUCAGAUGCUUGUGCUGCUCUCAGAAGAGCGGUAAUAUGCGACAGUAAGAAUGAAAGUAAGACAAUGUAUGCACCAAGGUCGCUCGAUACAAAAGUUCCCCUCUGUGCAACAGAGGAUAAUUGAAGCGGAGGAAAAUGAGGAUGAGAAGGGCGAGUGUUUUUCCGAGAACCAAAUAGCAUUUUACUUAUGAGAGAGCUGAAAGAGAAAGACGAAGCGAAUGCUUCACCUCGGUUGAAGAUGGUAAGCAUGCAUCCUUUACCAAAAGUCUCAAAGCAAGAAAAUAAAUGCCUAGAUAUACAGACUCCCUUUCUCAAGGGAGUAAAAACAACCUAGCAAGUCAUCUUGUCUCGUCGUGCCCUAGUGAUGGUGGGUUGGUAUUUUCUCUACUCUGAUGCCGUGUUCUUUAAUUUUGCUAGUCAAACUGAAAAUAAUUUGUAAAUUUUCUGCGUAUGUUCCUCCCCCUCGACCGUGAUAGACCGUCACAUGUAACUAGGCAACGAUCUCAAAGGAUGCCAAUAAAAUGGACCGUGAAAAUAGUCCCUAUUUGGAUGGAAAAAAGUGAUAGCUAGGUGGAAGCAAAUCCAAGAUCGGAGUCGAUGCGUUGUGAUGCAUAGUCUCUCAGUGGAGUGGGGGUAUUUGCGUUGUGUGUUUGUUGCUGAAGUAAUGGGAAUGCGUUACCUACCCCAUCGCACUUUGAUUAUGGGUUUUCUAUUUCU
This is a messenger RNA of Ananas comosus (pineapple), 3737 nucleotides long. Its product is annotated as pentatricopeptide repeat-containing protein At5g16640, mitochondrial-like. The record is from RefSeq and is a predicted model, not a curated record. Bases 170 to 2416 code for a protein of 748 amino acids. The transcript is spliced from 3 exons. NCBI's taxonomy places the organism in Eukaryota, Viridiplantae, Streptophyta, Magnoliopsida, Poales, Bromeliaceae. Gene Ontology annotation, molecular function: protein binding.